UCGUCGUUGUGUCUCAAAGCCGCUGUUUCCUAAGGGCGGUGGGCAUGUAACCCGAAGCCUGGGUCCUAGAGCCCAGGAACAGGAGCAAGCUGAAGGCCAGAAGCCCGUUCCUUGGCCUUGGAAAGUUAGAGCAGACAGGGUACUUCCUUCUCUGUUGAUGCUGGGAAAGUUCUAGUCUGAAACAGCGGUCGCUUCUGUGACAUCAUAGAGUGAUAGGCGGGGCCUCCUUUUGUUGGGGUCCAAUCAGACUCGGAGUUGGGCUUCUGGGCGGGUCCAAGGGAACCCUAGGGAAUAUCUCUGGGGAAUUCGGUCCCUUGUGGGAAGCUAGAAGGCGGAGGCUGUGGGAGUGCCUUGUAGACAGGAGCUAAUCGUGACUCCGAUCUCAGUCAAAAGUCCCCUAUACCACGCAACCAACCUCGCCGUCGCCCCCUGGAUCCUUACUUUGAGUGGUGGGAAAAUAGAAUGGAAGGACGUGGAGCGGUGGUCUAGGGCUCUCCAGCAAACUCUAGUGUUUGAGGGUACAACAGUCAGGAGUCGAGGUCGGGCAGCGGCUGUUUAGGGUGGGACUCCUCGGUUCCCUAAGGAGAAGGGUGCAGCCUGCAAAUCGCGGGUCCGUGUCUCAGGGAAGGGCUUCUCUCGGUUUGGCGCUCACCUCCUCUGGGUUUGGGGUGAGAAGACCCUCCCCCGGGGUGUGCGCGGACUGCGCGCUCUGGCGGCGAUGGGGCCGCGGCUUCCUUUACUGGUGGCGGCGCUGGCCGGCUGUCUGCUUUCUGCGCGGGGCUGUGUCACGUGUGAUUCAGAGGUCAUGGAGGCGCUAAACUCCUUGGAGAAGGAUUACCUGCCUGGCCACCUGGCGCCCGAGCAUCACGAAAACGUGAUGAAAAGGGUAAAGGAGGCCGUGCAGAAUUUCAAGGAACUGCCGUUUGACGAGGAUUCCUAUAUGGGGGUCGUCGGUGAGGGCAGGGCGGAGCGCGGACUUUUGGGACCUGGGAAAGGAGGGGUCUUGGGCUAGGAUUGCUGGGUGCACGGGGGAAAGCGCUGGAGGUGUGGACUCCUGGGUUCGGGAAUGGAGAAGCCUGGGAUGCAGAUGCCGGCGUUCUCCAGGGCCAGCAAAUACCGUGUUCCCUUACCUCUUAGCAGCAAUUUUGUGCAAUAAAACUACAACUCCCAGAAGGCAACGGGCGGGUAAUCCCUUAACCAGGCCUAUUCUUGCCCAGUGGCCCCUUGGGUAUUGUAGUUUCUAAGACUAGGCGAGCGAAUGAGACAGUAACGCUGGAGUCUGGGGUUCUAUCUCCCCCCACAGAUGAGCCCACACUGAAAAAGGCAUCCUGGAAUUUGCUGAAGGAUCUGAAACGCAUCACGGAAAGUGAUGUAAAAGGUAAAUGCACAGAGUCGCCAGGGGAGGGCUGCAGAAUCUCUCAGCGAAGUAAUCGCUGGUGCCACCUGGUGGUCAGGUACUGGGCUCUGGAGCCAGACUGCCUGCGUUCAAAUUCUGGCUCUGUCACUUUCUAGCUGUGUGGCCUUGAGCGAGAGAUUUCGCAGCUUCUUCAUCUCUAAAAUGGAGACCAUAACAGUGCCUUCAUCCCAGUUCUUGCUUAGUCCGGUGGCCAGCAUUAUGUUAAAUGGUCAUCCAUUUUCACUAUUCUUCUCUGAGAAGGCCCAAAAGCAGAAUGCCAGGCUUUGCAGACAGAGGCAAACUUCCUGUACCUCACGCCUGGGACAGGCGGGGAGAGGGGUGGGGGGGUGCGGGGGGGUGGACCCCUCUGCGUCAUCCUGCUUCUUCUUAGGUGAGCUCUUCGUGAAGGAGCUGUUCUGGAUGUUGAGCCUGCAAAAGGACACCUUUGCCAGUUACGCUGCUCACUUUCAAAAAGAGGAUUUUUGUCCCAACAAAUGUGGUAUGAUGCUACAGACUCUGAUCUGGUGCAGUAACUGUGAGAAGCAGGUUCACGCUUGUCGAAAGUCCACGGACUGCGGGGGUGAGAGCUGGGCCCAGCAGGCGGGGCUUGGCGCGAGAGGGGCGGAGCCAGAGGGGAGACUGAGUCUAGAGUGGGCGGACACCGGAGCCAGCAGACAAGAGAAGGCGGGCCGAGACCGAGUGGAAGAGGGUUGGGGAAGGGCCAGGAAGCGUGAAGGAACAUGCCACAGUAACCCCUCAUCCCCAGAGCGUCAAGUCAAGGUCCAUCGAAAGGAGGACAUGAUUCUGGACUGUGAACUCAACUGGCAUCGUGCCUCUGAAGGCCUGACCGAUUACAGCUUUUACAGGGUUUGGGGGAAGAAUGAUGAGACCUUGGUGUCCAAGGGGAAAGAGCCCACUCUGACCAAGACCAUGGUGGGUCCAGAGGAUCAAGGCACCUACCGCUGUGAGCUGGGCACCGUGCAAUCCGACCCAGCCACGAUCAUCUAUUUCCACGUCACAGUGUUGCCCCAAAGAGUGGAGGAGGAGAUACCGUCAACAGACAUCCCAAACCAGGGUGAGGUGACUUUGGGUCACCCCCAGUCGAACACAAGCCUCCAGUAUCCGCUGUCCCAGUCUCCGAAUCCUGUGAAAAUGCUGAGAGGCCGCCUGCUCGGGCUGCUGAUCUGGGGCUGUGUGGUGCUGAUCGCCGGCGCUGCCACCGUGAUAUUUUGCUCUCGUUCUGGGAAGAUGCUUGAUUCUAUAAAGUCCUGGUUUGACACGGGCACUGAAGCUGCUCAACACCCCGAAGUUCCAGAGGGAAAGUCAUGAAAUCAAGG
Molecule: messenger RNA, 2733 nt
Organism: Equus quagga
Lineage: Eukaryota; Metazoa; Chordata; Mammalia; Perissodactyla; Equidae
Gene: IZUMO1
Product: izumo sperm-oocyte fusion 1
Exons: 6
Coding region: 1559-2725 (388 amino acids)
Biological process (GO): sperm-egg recognition; fusion of sperm to egg plasma membrane involved in single fertilization; heterotypic cell-cell adhesion
Cellular component (GO): plasma membrane; acrosomal membrane
Molecular function (GO): protein binding involved in heterotypic cell-cell adhesion; signaling receptor binding
Source: RefSeq, a predicted model, not a curated record